AUGGCAAAAGACGACUCAUGUUCAGGAGCGACACGCUCCAACGAAGGUGACUCUCAAGCCGUGACACUGAAAGCCACCACUCUACUUGCUCUGCCAGCCGAGCUUCGAAACAUCAUCUGGGCAUUGGUAUUGGGAGACACGACAUUCGAUGUUAAGUGCAAAGUGCAAAUCCCCUGGGGUACCACAAUCACGAACAUUACUGCCCAGACGAACAGCCUCGCACUGCUUCGAACCUGUCGCCAGAUCCAUUCGGAAACAAGGCUGCUCCCCUUCAGGCUCAACAAAUUCCGAUUCAGCAGUGAAGACGCAUUCAAACCAUGGCUUAGCAAGUUCGCCAAGACUCAACAGGCAGCCAUAACGGAGGUUCAUCUCGUUACCUGGAAGGCAAGGCACAUGGUCGAGAGUCGAGGUUUUGUGCCUCGGAGGGUGGGCGACGUUUUCCCGAUCGAGAAAUUUGAAGGUCUUCGAACGCUUCGAGUUGAGGUCCGGUACACAGGCGUCGUUCGUGAAUGUGACAAGUGGUCCUGCGAUGGCUCAGAGCUUGAGGAUACAGACUGCACUGAGCAGGAAGGCAGACUGAGGCUUCGAUGGGCGAAACCCAUCGCGUAUCUUCUCGAAGUUCUUCACAUCAUCAUCACCAUCACUAAAAGGGCACCGAAGAGGACCUCACUACGGCCCAACUCCAGGAACAGGGCUACUUUCGUCAACACUGCCUGGUCUCACGUCUUGAGGUCAAAGUUUGAGGCCCGCUCUCUCCGCCGGCUGAAGAACGGCUUGCUUGACGUUACCCGCAUGUCUAGGAAACAUCUGGACGCAAUGAGGACGAACUCCAAGACGCCGCUACUUCGACUACCACCGGAGGUCUGGAACCACAUCUGGGAGUAUGCGCUUGGCGGCAGAGUCCUCGAUGUUGUUUUCGUCCAAAAACUCAGAGGUCGAUGCAUCGAAGAGAGGACAUCGAUUGCCCCUGGUAUUUUUCCGUUGAACUCACAUGCCCUUCUGAAAAUCUUUCGACAGGGCUACACAGAGGAGAGAGAAAGCGUCUGGUUCAUCUCCAAUGAGGAGCAAGAAGACCGUCUUGUCAAGGCAAACAUCAAUAAAAUCACCAAGUACUUCAAGGAAGCUAAACUGGAUGCUCAUCUCGUGUUUGAGCACCUAAAUAACUACAUAAAAAUGGCCGAAAUCUCUCAGUUUGAAGGUGGAGAUUCUGCAUGA
Molecule: messenger RNA, 1215 nt
Organism: Ascochyta rabiei
Lineage: Eukaryota; Fungi; Ascomycota; Dothideomycetes; Pleosporales; Didymellaceae
Exons: 5
Coding region: 1-1215 (404 amino acids)
Source: RefSeq, a predicted model, not a curated record